Eremothecium cymbalariae DBVPG#7215 is the source of this 399-nucleotide messenger RNA. RefSeq names its product putative redox protein (gene FMP46). The record is from RefSeq and is a predicted model, not a curated record. The transcript has a single exon. Gene Ontology annotation, cellular component: mitochondrion. Bases 1 to 399 code for a protein of 132 amino acids. NCBI's taxonomy places the organism in Eukaryota, Fungi, Ascomycota, Saccharomycetes, Saccharomycetales, Saccharomycetaceae. Gene Ontology annotation, molecular function: oxidoreductase activity.
AUGUCGCUGCUCAGGACGUUACAGCAUCAACAACGUGUGAUUACUGUCUUCGCCUGUAAUGCAGGAAAGAUCGGUAGUUCGGAUAUCAUGUUGAAGUUAAAUUACGAACCUUCAUAUAAUUAUAAGGUGCAGGUCACCAGUACCUUCCCUACACGCGAUCAGCUAGUCUACAUGAGUCGUGUGGGGCAUAGGACUUUGAAGAAGCAGAUUCCGACUGUUUCUGAAUUGAUGACGGAAUCGUCGUUCAAUUCUGUCUUCGGCAGUACCCUGAAUGAAUGUUUCAAGCGUGGAAUAUGGAAAGACAGCGAUUCGUGCCUUUGGGUUGAUUGGGAAAAGGAGAAGAUGGGUCUUGGGUUAGUUUCUUUACGAGACACGCUUGCAGCGGCGGGUGAAGAAUGA